AUGCUUGUCGAAGAGGCUUUCCAACAGCAUGAAUGUGCGUCACCUAAAAUGACAGAAAAAUCAGCAUUAUGCUACAGCCAAGCUUCAAAAAGCUUGUAUUCUAAUGCUAGUCCAGAGACGAGGAGACGCCCUACGGCGAGCGUGUACACCCGGGACGGGCGUCCAAAAGUUUCGCAGUCGGCUAUACGAGAACUAUGCCAGCUCCUACCCAACCGCGAGAUUAGUUACUUGCUUGUGGACAACUAUUUUGACAAGAUCCAUUGGUACAUGUUGCUCUUCCACCAGCAUAGAUUCAGAGAUGCUCUGAAUUCUCUCUAUCUAGAUACGAGUUCUGCUGCUCCGGCUACUGGUCGACAGGACGAGUCUACGGCUGGGUACAUUAGUGUGCUUCUUGCCGUAUGCUCCUUGAGUCUUCGGUAUACCAAUACCGCACAACGAGAGCAACUGGCCAAGUACGGCGUGAAUGCAGUGUCGCUGAGAGAAUCAAUUUUGAACACUUUGAGACUAAGGCUUCUUGAUAUUCUCGCCCUUGGGUCUCUAGAAGCUGUUCAGCUAUGUGUUCUCUUGGGCAGCUAUUACCUCUACCAUGGCGAGCCAGAACUCGCUUGGCCUCUUUGUGGAUGUGCCCUCCGACUCGCCCAAGCACUUGAAUUACAUCGACGGCCUAUGCCUGGCAUGGUGUCUCAGCAUGAGACUGAAGUGAGAAAGCGCUGCUGGUGGGCUGUACAUGAGAUCGAGACCUACUGCUCGAUGAUCUACGGCUUUCCACUCAGCAUGUCCGAUAGCGAUUGCAAUACCGAGCCUCUGGGUCCAAGUGACCAAUGGUCUAUUGCAGCAGAUGGGCAGCCAUCAUCUUCUCAGCAGCCAACCCUCUUAGUUUACAAGUGUUCUAUGUCUGCUUUGUCGAAGCUUAUAAAGUCUGCACUAGAAGGUCUUUAUAGAUCUCGACAGAAACAGCACAGGUCUGAGAUCAACGAUGCUCAAAAUGAGAAGUCUAGGAGAUUCUACUUCAUUACUGACAGAAUCAAGGCUCUAAACACAGAGCUGGUUGAAUGGUACGAUAAUCUCCCUCCCAAGCUCAAGAUGGGUAGGCUGUCCGGUCUACCAACAUCAGAGGUUGGAGGAGAUCUGGCGAGUCAUACGCAAAGUCAUGACACCUUUGGUGAGAAGCUAUUCAAGCUACAAGCACUGGCAUUGAAGCUAGCUUUUGAAAAUACCAGGAUAUUAAUUCACCGGCCGCUUCUUCUACGAAAAGACGGCGAGGCAACGAAGUUACCCCCUUCAACUACAAAACCAAUAGUACCAUCAUUGCCCGAAAGCUUGUCGGCCUACAGCCGGACGUGCCACGAUGCAGCUCUUCAGAUAUCGUGGGCAGGUCAUAUGCCCAUAUUCAGAGACGCGUCCACUACGUAUGCGCUGAACUUCAUUGCUUUGCACCUUCUCACUGCUGGUGUCACGCUCGGUAUCAUGACGAGCUUGAAUCCUCUCAGUCAGGAAUCCUUCGAGGCUAAGCUGGGCAUUCGUCGGAUUAUGGAAAUGCAGGUCUCCUUGAAACCCGACUCCAUUGUGGCAGAUCAAGGCCUUCAAAUUCUAAGGAAACUCUUCGUUCUCGUCAUGAAGAAAGAAACCCAUUCGAUGCUUGAUUUCGAUCCCCAGGGCCAGACAGGGGAUGAGCGUGGGAGCGCGCAAGAAUGCCAAGAUGGAGGUAAUCUACCAACAAGUCCCGGCAUAUCAAAUGAAAACCAGGCUCAAACUGUCGAGCCUGGCGUUCGGUCUGAUCAUUUUACCCUCGCUGAUCAGACUUCCGAUAUGACUGCUGGCUUCCAGCCUGACACAUUCACGCAAUCUAUUCCUUUUGAAUUUCACCAGCCAACCCCACAAUCUCCAAUGUCAGGAGCUAUGCUCGCUGUUGAACAGGCCGCGCUCGCCCUCUUCUUCCUAUACAACACGGCUUGGAAUCUGCCGCAGUUCGAUCUUGGCAAUCACGAGCCGACCAUGACGACCAUCGCGGGCCUGAAGCUGUCCAUCAGCCAUACGCCGGGCUCGUCCCCCCCCGAGAUUGUAGCCACGGUCACCAACGACAACGCAUUCCCCGUCUCAAUCUUGAAAUACGAGUCGCCACUUGAUCCGCUUGUUCUGGCACUGGGAAAGCUACAGAUAACGCCAGCUGGAGCGGAUGCGCCUCUGGACCUGCCCAAGAUAGCUGUGCGCAGGGUGUGGCCUCCUACUCGGGACCAGCUCGUGACUCUCGAGCCUGGUGAGAGCCAGCAGAAUCCUGUUCCUUUGCGAGAGCAGGUUGUGCCGCCCGGUGAUUUAGCUGGGGAAGUAUCGAUAGAAAUCAAAGGAAGGUGGCAAGCGGUUUGGUCGAAAAGAAAGGAGGACAUUGACGACGGCUCCUUGGAGAAUCCUAAUGUUAGUCCUGAGGUUGAACAUGGGGAAUAUGCGACAGCCAAACUCAAGCUUCACUUUUGA
This is a messenger RNA of Clonostachys rhizophaga, 2472 nucleotides long. NCBI's taxonomy places the organism in Eukaryota, Fungi, Ascomycota, Sordariomycetes, Hypocreales, Bionectriaceae. The record is from the annotation of a GenBank genome assembly.